Molecule: messenger RNA, 1207 nt
Organism: Asparagus officinalis (garden asparagus)
Lineage: Eukaryota; Viridiplantae; Streptophyta; Magnoliopsida; Asparagales; Asparagaceae
Cellular component (GO): chloroplast thylakoid membrane
Source: RefSeq, a predicted model, not a curated record
AUGCUCCCUCCACUCCCACAGCCUCCUCGCCCUGUCCCAUCCUUCCUCUUUCUCCUCCUCCCCUCACCCUCCUCUCCACCCCUAUCCUUGCACCCCAACUCCCUCCCCCGGCCCCAAUUCCCCUCCCUCAGCGGCCGCAGCCACCACCAGGAACCGCCCUAUACCAGAAUCGCAUGGGCCCCCAUUCGAGCUGCCUCCUCCUGCUCCCCUACCACCAUCUUUCGCCCCUCGACGCAUCAACCCCUCCCCUCUCCAAGGUCUCCACCAGCCGUCCUGCUCACCGCGCAGCCAUCUCCGUCUUUCCUCUUCGCACUCCUCCGCCGCCAGGCCCGCCGCGCCAAGGAACUCAGGGUGAGGUCCACGGGGGUGCAGAAGACCAAGGAUAUAAAGGAGGAGGCGCUGGAGAGCCUCAAGGCCAUGGGGGCCGCCUCCGUCGAGGCCGGCCGGCCCCCUUCGCCUGUCCAGGCCUUCUUGGGUGGGAUUGCUGCAGGGGCAAUUGCCCUCAUUCUUUACAAGUUCACCACCACCAUUGAGGCUGCCCUUAAUCGCCAGACUAUCUCCGAUAAUUUCUCGGUUCGUCAGAUAACAAUAACAAUCAGGACUAUCAUCAAUGGUUUGUGCUACCUUGCAACUUUCGUAUUUGGAAUCAAUUCUGUUGGCUUGCUACUGUAUUCCAUUCAGCUCGCAUUCAGCUCGUUCAUGGAAAGCCCUGCUGAUAACAUGUCAAGUAUGAUAGACGAAGGGCAGACGAACUUGACAAAUGAUGAUUCAAAGAGCUCAACAGAUAAUGCUGAUUCCAGAAGUAGCAGCAUGCAAGCUGAGAGCUCAGAUGAUAGCUGACUUUACUAAAGUUGUUGGUUUUGAAGAAGCUGCUAUCAACUCUGAACGUGUAAUGGGAUCGCUAGAGAUACAGUGUGGAUAAAGUGUGCGAUCAAUAGCCCAUGACUUUUUUUGUUACAAAUCCUGGUGCGAUACAUUGCUCAUGGAAAUUUUGAGCCAUCAAUUGUGUUCGUACAAGCAGAUAUUUUGGACCUCAAUUGUAUACUUUUUCCAUUCUACUUGUAUGCGAUUAUUAUAGGAGCAAUGGAUUUAACAUAUUUGAGAUGGCGAGGCAGAGUAUUAUAGUUUGGUUUGCCUGAUUUGAGUACUGUUGAUGUAUAUGAUGUUGGAAAACUCUUGGGUGAAGUGAUUUACUAUUAUGGCAUCA